AUGAGAUCAUUUCUAGCUUACUUUCUUUUGUAUGUUCACCUCGUUUCAUCACCAAACAAUGCUUUUGCUUCUUUUAGUUCUAGUUCUAGUUCUAGUGAAGCAAAGGCCCUUCUAAAAUGGAAAGCCAGUUUUCAAAGCCAACCCCAGAAUAAUCUGACCUCAUGGACUUACUCUCCCAGUAAUUCCACCAAUCCAAGAGCAAAUGCAAGUCCAUGCAAUGGUUGGACAGGCAUUUCAUGCAACAUUAUUGGAAGUGUCAACGGGAUAAACCUCAGCAAUUCUGGUAUUCAAGGUACGCUUCGUGAAUUAUCAUUCUUGUCCUUCCCUAAUCUUGAAUAUCUUGAACUAAGCUUCAAUGAACUUCAUGAUGCCAUCCCACCUCAGAUUAGUUCCCUCUCCAAACUCAUCUACCUUGAUCUGUCCUCUAAUCAUUUGUCUGGGCAAGUCCCACCAGAAAUUGGUCUUCUAACAAAACUUGAGGUCCUUCACCUACAUGAUAACAAGUUAAAUGGCUCGAUUCCUCACGAGAUUGGUCAACUUAAGUUUCUUUCUGAGCUUGCUCUGAGCCAAAACAGUCUAGAAGGUGUGAUUCCGGCUUCUCUGGGUAAUUUGAACAACCUGAUUUCGUUGUUUCUCCAUGAAAAUCAACUUUUUGGUUCUAUACCUGCUUCUCUAGGUAGUUUGAGCAACCUGACUACUUUGAAUCUCCAUAGAAAUCAACUUUCUGGUUCAAUCCCACCAUCUUUAGGUGAUCUGACAAACCUUACCUUUCUCUUCCUCUACCAAAAUAACCUAUCUGGAACCAUUCCGGAACAGAUUGGGAACUUGAAAUCAAUGGUGGAUUUAGAGUUGGCUAUGAAUCAACUCAAUGGUUCCAUUCCCCCUUCAAUUGGUGGCUUGAUUAACUUAGUUUUCUUAUACCUCCGUGAUAAUCAACUUUCUGGCUCCAUCCCCCAAGAGAUAGGGAAUCUCAAGAAGUUGACUGUACUCGAGUUGGAUACUAACCAACUUUCUGGUCAUUUACCCCAAAAUAUUUGCCGUGGUGGAUCACUACAAAACUUUACAGCAAAUUCCAACCAAUUGACGGGUCCAAUACCCAAAAGCAUGAAAAUAUGCAAGAGUUUAGUAAGAGUCUGCCUUCAAGAUAACCAUUUGACAGGAAAUAUAUCUGAAGAAUUUGGUGCCUAUCCAAAUCUUUACAUUGUAGACCUUAGCCGCAACAACUUCUACGGUGAAAUCUUACCCAUGUGGGGACUUUGUCCUCAGUUAGCAACCCUACGAAUUGCAGGAAACAACCUGACUGGCAGCAUCCCACCUGAGAUCGGCAAUGCAACCCAAAUUCAAGCACUCGAUCUUUCUUCAAAUGGUUUAGUUGGGGUGAUUCCAAAUGAGAUUGGGAGUUUGACUUCUUUGCUGAGUCUGAAUUUGAAUGGUAAUCAACUUUCGGGUCACAUACCUUCAGAAUUAUAUUCAUUGAAGGAUCUUGAAUAUCUUGACCUGUCAACCAACAAAUUGAAUGAGUCAAUUCCAAGCAUUUUAGGUAACUUCUCUAAAAUGCAUUACUUGAAUUUGAGCAACAACAAAUUCAGCCAAGAAAUUCCAUUUCAAUUGGGAAAAUUAGUCCACCUGUCCCAGCUAGACUUGAGUUACAAUUCCCUCGAGGAUCAGAUACCAUCAGAAAUUAGCCAAAUGCAAAGCUUGGAAAUUCUGAAUAUUUCCCACAAUAAUCUUUCAGGUUCAAUACCCAAAAAUUUCGAACAAAUGCAUAGCUUGGUUCAAAUUGACAUAUCCUACAACCAGUUGCAGGGUCCCGUCCCCAACAACAAAGCAUUUCAUGAUGGCGCUUUGGAAGGCAAUGAAGGAUUGUGUGGCAAUGUUGCAGGACUUCAACCCUGCAAUAAGCAAUCCUCAAAAACAGAUCGAAGACACUUGUUUUUAAUUAUUUUCCCUAUUUUGGGAACACUUCUACUUGUACUUGCCGUCCUUGCAAUUGCCUUGGUUGGAAAAAGAAGAAAAGCAAAGCAGGACACAGAGCAGAGCAAUGUGCAACACAAAGAAGUUUUUUCCAUAUCUGAAUUCGAUGGAAGAAGAAUGUAUGAAGAAAUCAUCAAGGCAACCAAUGAUUUUGAUGCUCUGUAUUGCAUUGGAAAGGGAGGAUCCGGAAUUGUAUACAAGGCAAAGCUGCCAUCAAGCAGCAUAGUUGCAGUCAAGAAACUCCACCCAGUACUUGAUGGUGAGGAGACGUCUCGGAAGGAAUUCCUAAACGAAAUAAGGGCACUCCUAGAGAUACGGCACCGGAACAUUGUGAAACUUCGUGGUUUCUGUUCACAUGCCCAUCACUCGUUUUUUGUCUAUGACUACUUAGAAAAAGGUAGUUUGGCUUCAAUCCUGAGCAAAGAAUACGAAGCUAACAAACUGGACUGGAGCACAAGGGUGAGGAUUGUAAAAGGUGUAGCUCAUGCCCUCUCUUAUAUGCACCAUGAUUGCUCUCCCCCUAUUGUGCAUCGAGACAUAUCAAGCAACAACAUACUGCUCGAUUACGAUUAUGAGCCCGUUGUUUCAGACUUUGGUACCUCUAAGCUUUUAAAUCCAAACUCAUCAAAUUGGACUGCUCGCGCAGGCACAUAUGGAUAUAUAGCACCAGAGCUUGCUUAUACAAUGAAGGUUACCGAGAAGUGUGAUGUUUAUAGCUUUGGGGUGCUGGCACUGGAAGUGAUAAUGGGAAAGCAGCUGGCUGAUUUCGUGUCCGCCUUUUCGACCCCAUCCGCCAUCGGAGACAUAUUGCUGAAGGAUGUUUUCGACCAACGCCUUCCCCCUCCUACACCGAAAAUUGAGAAUGAACUGAUAACAAUUACUAGGCUAGCAAUUGCAUGCAAACAUUCCCAUCCGCAAUCCAGGCCAACAAUGUACAUGGUUUCUCAAGUGUUGUCAUCCCAACGUGCAAAUUCCUCUAGACUACCAGAGAUUACUCUUGAACAACUCAUUAAGUAG
Molecule: messenger RNA, 2991 nt
Organism: Rosa rugosa (rugosa rose)
Lineage: Eukaryota; Viridiplantae; Streptophyta; Magnoliopsida; Rosales; Rosaceae
Product: MDIS1-interacting receptor like kinase 2-like
Exons: 2
Coding region: 1-2991 (996 amino acids)
Biological process (GO): protein phosphorylation
Molecular function (GO): ATP binding; protein binding; protein kinase activity
Source: RefSeq, a predicted model, not a curated record